AUGGAUCUAGAGGCAGAGCCGCUCGGGGAUGCAUCCUAUAAAGAUGCCAGGGAGGCACUGUCAUUGGGCGCAGAGUCGCUAGGGGAUGCAGCCCCUGAAGAUGCUAGAGAGGCAGAGUCAUUCGGCGCAGAGCCGCUAGGGGAUGCAGCCCCUGCAGAUGCAGACCCUGAAGAUGCUAGAGAGGCAGAGUCAUUCGGCGCAGAGCCGCUAGGGGAUGCAGCCCCUGCAGAUGUAGACCCUAAAGAUGUUAGAGGCAGGUCUUCAUCUUCAUCGUCUAAGAAGAGAGGUCCUACCCGAGGUUCAGAAUUACAUGAGAGGACUUCAGUGAAAAGGGUCAUUGGGAUUAAUGAAUUUGGGCAACCGAAUGCAGGGGAUGCAAAUCAGAUCGCAUUCAAUUCAAGCAUUGGUGUUCUCACCCGUGCACACAUUCCGAUCACCUACACAGACUUUCGGUUGGUGCCUCCACAAUACAUUCAGAGGGUCAGUGAUAUCCUGGCAUGUAGUUAUGAAUUUCAGGAUAACCAAGAAGCGUGGUCACCAUACAUUCGUGAUCGCUGUAAGGCUGCUUGGAGAAAUUUCAAGAACACUUUGCAUGCAAAGUAUAUUAAGGACAAGGAUCCUGCAGUUGUGAAAUCGUAUCCUACCCCUAUUGGUGUCCCUAUUGAGGAUUGGAUGAUCUUCGUGGAUUAUUGCAAUACUGAUAAAUUCAAGGAAUCAAGUGUAAGAAAUGCAUCCAAUCGGGCCAAACAAGUUGGCCCUUCUACACUUGGUCGGCGUAGCAUGGCUGCCACACGUCAUGAGAUGGCAAUUGAGAGGAAUCUUACUACUGAUGCCGAGGUUGGUAGGGUUGAGGUGUACAUCCGAGCCCAUACAACAAAGGAUAACAAAGUGCAGUUUCCAGAAACCUUUGAAAAAAUAAAAUCGAUUCAAAGUAGUAAUCCCGCAUCUCGGAUGACCAGUGUAGAUGAUGCCCUUACACAGGAUCAUCUGGUGAAGUUGCACUGGCUGGUUCUCACCCCAAAGGUUGGUGUAGGUGUCACUUCAGGGGGAGUUAACCAGAUAAGUUUAUAUUUUUCUUUUUGGUUGCAUUUGAGUGUCUAAUUACCUGCUUGCCUUUUUUCUUUUCUUCUUUCUUUCUUUCUUUUAAUUGUA
Magnolia sinica is the source of this 1152-nucleotide messenger RNA. RefSeq lists its product as uncharacterized. NCBI's taxonomy places the organism in Eukaryota, Viridiplantae, Streptophyta, Magnoliopsida, Magnoliales, Magnoliaceae. Bases 1 to 1101 code for a protein of 366 amino acids. The transcript has 9 exons. The record is from RefSeq and is a predicted model, not a curated record.